CCAUACCAUACUAUACUAAUAAAUGUGUACAAAGGGGAUAAAGUUACAAAUAUUUCUUCAGUAGGUGUUUUGUUUUGAAGAGUCAGGCCGGAUGUUGUGUUGAUGUUUUAGUUUCGGUUCGGUCCUCCCGCUCUGUGGUCCGUGUGGCUCUCUGCAGUUCCCGGUCAUUCGUUCCGGUUCUGUCAGAAGCGACAGUUGUGACGUGUGUUGGAAAUGUCUGAGGAGAGUGAAGCUGUGUUCAGCGUCGUGCCUGAUGAUGAGGACUCAGGAGAGAAGUUCAAGAAAAGUGACCAGGUUGCUUUUUACAGGCGACAGAUGCAGGAUCCGAACCUGCAGCACCGAGCCCUGCUGGACACCAUGGUGCUCACAGAGAAGGGGGCGUGAUGUGAACUACUGGAGGCCAACACACAGGUGCAGUGUGGACAGGGGAUAACGUGGCCACUUGGGAGUAUCUGAAGAUCUCAAUCCCGAUGCUGCUGUCUCUCAGUGUGACAGGCGUGGGUUUUUGCGGAGCUGAUGUUGGCGGGUUGUCCAAUGAUCCAGAUCCCGAGCUGCUGGUAUCAGCUGCUGCCCUACUGGUACACUCUGUUCCACCAGGCUCACACCGCUGGGCUGCCUCCGAUCAGGCCUCUGUGGGUGGAGUUCCCCCGAGAACGAGGCACCUUCAGUGUGGACCACCAGCAUAUGAUAGGAGGCGCCCUGCUGGCCUGUCCCGUCACCGAUCCUGGAGUUCAGGAAGUCAAAGUGCUACUUCCUGGAUCUGAUGAGAUUUGGUUUGAUGUCCAAUCUGCGAUGGCGCACGAAGGAGGAAGGACCCUGAGUCUCCCUGUCACCCUGGACACGGUGCCUGUGUUCCAGCGAGGCGGCUCGGUGGUCAGCAGGUCGGCAGGAAGCAGCUACUGCACAGCCGACCUCCAGCUGCUUCCGACCUCCAUCACUGUGGCUCUGGACUCUCAGGGGGCUGCUGAUGGGGAGUUGUACCUGGACGACGGCCACUCUUUCAACUACCUCCACAGAAAGGCCUUCUGUCUGCGCAGGUUCAACAUGCUGUCAGGCCGGCUGCUCUGCCGGGCCGCCGGUGAAGAGGGAGCGUUUGACUGUGACACUCCGUCACCAUCCUGGGCUUGAAGAGCAAACCGACCGCCGUGACUGUGCACCAAUCAGGGUCCGAGGACACUCCUACUGAGUUUCAGUUCACGGAGACCUGCUGCAAACUGACCGUGAGCAGCCUGAGCCUCAGAGUGGUGACGGACUGGGAGAUCCACAUUCUGUAGGUUCACGGUGCUCGUGUCCGUCGAGAGGUGAGGAGGAGGA
Pleuronectes platessa (European plaice) is the source of this 1314-nucleotide messenger RNA. It is a transcript of the gene ganc, whose product is annotated as glucosidase, alpha; neutral C. Gene Ontology annotation, biological process: N-glycan processing. Gene Ontology annotation, molecular function: alpha-1,4-glucosidase activity. The coding region runs from base 517 to 1128 and encodes 203 amino acids. The record is from RefSeq and is a predicted model, not a curated record. The transcript is spliced from 13 exons. NCBI's taxonomy places the organism in Eukaryota, Metazoa, Chordata, Actinopteri, Pleuronectiformes, Pleuronectidae.